This is a messenger RNA of Nymphaea colorata (pocket water lily), 1934 nucleotides long. RefSeq names its product ubiquitin carboxyl-terminal hydrolase 3-like. Bases 582 to 1688 code for a protein of 368 amino acids. Gene Ontology annotation, cellular component: cytosol; nucleus. The transcript has 6 exons. NCBI's taxonomy places the organism in Eukaryota, Viridiplantae, Streptophyta, Magnoliopsida, Nymphaeales, Nymphaeaceae. Gene Ontology annotation, molecular function: cysteine-type endopeptidase activity; cysteine-type deubiquitinase activity. The record is from RefSeq and is a predicted model, not a curated record. Gene Ontology annotation, biological process: protein deubiquitination.
CAUCCCAAAACUAGAUUUGGGUAUUUUGUUAAGAAUAUCCUAGAUACCACCAUCCCCCAAUAAACGAUAUAAUCUGAUCAAAGCAAAGUCUUGCACUCCACAUAAACGAAAUUGCUUGUCUUCGUACAUGAUUCAACCGGUUGGUUCCUCGAAAGAUGAAACAACGAUCAACAUGAGUUGAAUCUCUGAUUUCUUUCUGAUGUGAUGCGUGUGGCUAUGUAAUAUAAAUAGCACCUUCCCUUUUUGUAUGGCGGGCGGCAUGCCGCAGAGCUGUCAUAUGUCAUCAGACAAAACCCAGGAAGCAAAUUCGUGUCCCUUCGUUCGAUGGUCAACCGGCAAUCUUAUUUCUAUGAAGGGCAGAUUGCUUUCAGAGCCACCAUUCUUCGCGUAUGAAAGGAAAGAGUUCCCAUUUUUUCUUGAACUGCCUUCGGCUUUGAUUCUUUGUUAAUCACAGGAAAAGAGAGAGAGGGGGAGAGAGAGUGUGUUCAUGAAGAAGCAGCAGAAUUAGGUGGGCGACCAAGGGAGAGCCAGAGAGGAGAGGGGUCUCUUGCAUCCAAGAAAGGCGUAUAGCUUCUCCUUUGAUGGUCAUGGGGGUCGCAGGUUCGAAGCUAGAGAAGGCUUUGGGCGACCAGUUUCCAGAAGGGGAGCGGUACUUCGGCCUCGAAAAUUUCGGGAAUACUUGUUACUGCAACAGCGUCCUGCAGGCACUUUAUUUCUGUGUUCCAUUCCGUGAACAAUUGUUAGAAUACUAUGCUAACAACAAUAAUUCGGGAGAUGCAGAGGAGAAUCUGCUAACAUGCUUGGCAGAUCUAUUUACACAGAUAAGCUCUCAGAAAAAGAAAACUGGUGUUAUUGCUCCAAAGCGUUUUGUGCAAAGAGUGAAGAAACAGAAUGAGCUUUUCCGCAGUUGCAUGCAUCAGGAUGCACAUGAAUUCUUGAAUUUCCUAUUAAAUGAGCUUGCUGAUAUCCUUGAGAAAGAGUUACUUGCUGCACAAGAGUCUCCAGAGGCUUCAUCACCAUUAGAAACUGCAAAUGGAAAGCACACCCUUCAAGCAAAUGGAACCCAGAAGGAGCCCCUGGCGACUUGGGUUCACAAAAAUUUUCAGGGAAUCCUCACCAAUGAAACUAGAUGCCUCAGGUGUGAAACAGUCACAGCCAGGGAGGAGACUUUUCUAGAUUUGAGCCUAGAUAUCGAGCAGAACAGUUCCAUCACCAGUUGUCUUAAAAAUUUUAGUUCUACAGAGACACUCAAUGCCGAGGAUAAAUUUUUUUGUGAUAAAUGUUGCAGCUUGCAGGAAGCACAGAAGAGGAUGAAGAUAAAGAAGCCUCCUCAUAUCCUCGUCAUUCAUUUGAAACGCUUCAAGUACAUUGAACAGCUCGGUCGCUACAAAAAACUAUCAUAUAGAGUUGUUUUCCCUUUGGAGUUGAAGCUCAGUAACACCAUGGAUGAUUCAGAUUCCGAGUAUUCUUUGUUUGCUGUUGUUGUUCAUGUUGGUAGUGGCCCUAAUCAUGGUCACUAUGUCAGCUUGGUGAAGAGCCACAAUCAUUGGCUUUUCUUUGAUGACGAAAAUGUGGAGAUGAUAGAUGAGUCAGCUGUUCAGACAUUUUUCGGAUCAGCACAGGAGUACUCUAGCAACACAGAUCAUGGAUAUAUCCUGUUUUACGAGAGCUUAGACUCCAGGAAGUAAUGCAAAGAUUCCUGGGGAUCUUCUCGUUUUUUCUCUUUCCCCAUUUUGAAAGUCGUCUCAGAGGAUCUCUGUGAGAUGUGGAGGUGUUUGCAGAUUCCUGUGUACAGACGAUGGUGGAAGCACGCGGUCCUUUGCACGUUGGACAAUGAGUGUAAAUGGUGGUUUUGACAGUUCAUAUGUGUUUGUAUUUAAUGAAAAUGUAGUUGCUUCAUUGCUCUGAAUAUCAAAUAAUGCUUUUGUAGUUGC